Drosophila grimshawi is the source of this 2061-nucleotide messenger RNA. RefSeq lists its product as uncharacterized. The coding region runs from base 1 to 2061 and encodes 686 amino acids. The transcript is spliced from 10 exons. Lineage: Eukaryota; Metazoa; Arthropoda; Insecta; Diptera; Drosophilidae. The record is from RefSeq and is a predicted model, not a curated record.
AUGUUGCUGCCACAGCAGUUUACGCACUUGACCAGGCUAAUCCACAUAAUAGUAAGUCAAUAUUUUGCGCCACUCUCCUCGCUGCUGAUUGUUCACAAUAGCACCCAGGAGACGACUACGCUGCAACUUGCCUAUCUGGAGGCUGUACAACUGGCUCUGCGUAAUCUCAGCCAACCUAUCUUGCUACAGUGGAUCAAUGUGGCCAAGUUGCCCCAAGAUGCAACCCAGCCGAAUUCGCUGGAAUGGCAAGUCUUAGCUGCCGUUAACUCCAGCGUGACUGAGGGUUUUAUCACGAUAUUGCCGCAGACAGCUCAGUUUCUUCAUGCUCGCUAUUUUGCCACACGCAAUGCCAACGUGAGGCUAAAAGAUAAACUCUACUUGUUUCUGUGUGAACAUGAAGAUCCUAGGGUAUUGCUCAGCCUAGAAAUAUUGCAAUUCUACCCACACCAUCUGAUGUUGCGGCCAGGAGAGCCGGCAAACAAAGGAUAUGCCAGAAGUGGCAAAGCAAUUCGAACUGGUGUUGAGGUUGGAGUUGGAGUUGGAGUUGGAGUAGUUGAGGCAACAGCUAGCUUGCCACACCCACACCGCGACAUCAAUUUGGGGCUGUGGACACAAAAGUUUGUCGGUGCCAGUGGAAAUUUGGAUGCUCAGCUCUUGGACGCAUUCUUGCCGAACGAAACUUUUGUCAACCAGCCGCAUGCCCAAUCCCAACACCAACUUUAUCCCAACAAGCUGCUCAAUCUUCAGAGGCGCACACUGCGCCUAGGCUCCAUUACUUAUGUGCCAUACACAGUUACUAAUUAUGUGGCAGCUGGUACCGGCAAUGAGGAUCCAAUUAACCCGCAUGGCGCCAAUCGCUCCGUUGCAUACGACGGCUCCGAAGCGAAGAUUAUGAGCACUUUCUGCGAGGUGCACAACUGCCACCUGCGUGUCGAGGCCUAUGGAGCCGACAACUGGGGUGCCAUCUACGAGAAUGAGAGUGCUCAUGGCAUGCUGGGAGACAUUUACAAGCAGCGUGUGGAAUUGGCCAUUGGCUGCAUAUACAAUUGGUACGAUGGCAUCACGGAGACAUCGCAUACGAUAGCCCGAUCUGCAGUUACCAUAAUAGGACCGGCUCCUGCCCCAUUGCAAGCUUGGCGUACUGAUCUUAUGCCUUUUAAUGGAGGUGCUUGGCUGCUGCUGAUUUUAACGAUUAUCGUCUGCAGUCUAGUUUUGUCUUGGCUAAGAUAUUCAAGCCACUUAAUUGUGCAAGGCAGGCCAAAGCUUGUCUUUGUUCAGGCAGAAAAUGUGGAAAAAUCUCUCAUCGAUAUCUUUGCGCUCUUCAUUCAGCAGCCAUCAGCGCCCUUGACGUUUGAUCGCUUUGGAACACGCUUCUUUCUGGCUACGUUGCUGUGUGCGACAAUCACGCUGGAGAACAUUUACAGUGGGCAACUAAAGUCUCUCCUUACUGUGCCCUUAUAUGAUGCACCCGUGGACACCAUUGAAAAGUGGGCACAGGUCAAGUGGAAGUGGGCGGCACCGUCGAUAGUCUGGGUACAUACGGUAGAGAAGUCCGAUUUGGAUGCGGAACAGAUACUAGCCGAUAAAUUCGAGGUGCGCGACUAUAACUUCCUGUACAAUGCAAGCUUUCGACCAAAUUAUGGUCUGGCAAUCGAGAGAUUGGCUUCCGGCGCAUUUAACUUUGGCAACUAUGUGACAUCGCAGGCCGUUGAGAAUCGAAUUGUGUUGCGCGAUGAUCUCUACUUUGAUUGGACUCGAGCGGUUUCCAUUCGAGGCUGGGCGCUGAUGCCACAGCUGAACAGACACAUCCGCAGCUGCCAGGAGGCAGGUCUCUAUGUCCACUGGGAAUUAGAGCAUGUUGUGAAGUAUCUGGAUAGGAAUACAGGGCAGAUCCUGUUCAAUCAGGCCAUUGGAUAUGUGCCCAAGAAGGCGCCCAAGCCACUUGUUGUAGAUGACAUAUCAGCUGCACUAUUUGUACUGGCCUUUGGACUGAGCAUAGCUGGAUGUGCACUGCUUGUAGAGUUGCUGCAACACGGUUGCAUGCAAUUUGGGCGCAACUAA